CGCGCUAGUUACGCACACAGGACGCACGCCGGUGACAGAGCAGCGGGAAUCCGACGGAGCUUUUACACAACCCAAAAAAACAUAUUUUUUUUUUAGACACGAUUAUUCUUCUUCGUGUGCUCCGGUCAAGGGUGACUUUGCUGUGGACUUCCAUGAGAGGCGAUCCCCCGGGUGCGCGCACAGUGACGCCGGGAACCAGAGAGGCGCACCCCGCGGAACCGGACUCUCCUCUCCGCGGAGCCGGCUCACUUUUUUUUUUCUAUUUUUGGAUGGUUUUGCGCUGCUAAAAAAAACACAUAUUUUCGUAUUCUUUUGAGUCGUGACAUGUAGUUGUCACGUAUCGAUGGAUUAUUGAACUCAUCGAGCCUUAAAGCGCAUUUUUGAUCCAAAACCAAGACUGAGAAGUUGACAGGAGCUUCUUUUUUUUCUCUUUCUUUUUCUGCGUCAUCCAGGAUGGAUUUUGUGAGCUGCUUGCUUGGAUUGUUGCUGGCACUUUGUCACGUUGCGCUGCAGGUCGGCGCAGAAGAAGCCUCCGAGUGCAGGGGUAUCUUCGACGCCAGCGAAGCGGGCUACAUCACCUCCCCGGGAUACCCUCUGGAGUACCCGCCUCACCAGAACUGCCAGUGGGUCAUCACGGCGCCGGAACCCUCGCAACGCAUCGUCCUCAACUUCAACCCGCACUUUGAGAUCGAGAGGCUGGACUGCAAGUACGACUUCAUCGAGAUCCGUGAUGGGACUUCGGAAAAUGCAGACGUCUUGGGUCGUCACUGCAGCAACAUCGCCCCAGCGCCGAUUAUCUCAUCAGGUCCCUCCCUGCAGAUACGAUUUGUGUCGGACUACGCCCACCAAGGAGCUGGCUUCUCCCUACGCUACGAAAUCUUCAAAACAGGGUCGGAGUUCUGCUUCCGCAAUUUCACCAGCAGCUCCGGGAUGAUCGAGUCGCCGGGCUUCCCCGAUAAGUACCCGCACAACCUGGAGUGCUCCUACAUGAUCAUCGCGCCGGCCCACAUGGACAUCGCCCUCACCUUCUUGACCUUUGACCUGGAGAACGACCCCCUGAUGGUGGGAGAGGGGGACUGCAAAUACGACUGGUUGGACGUGUGGGACGGACUUCCGCAAGUGUCACCACUGAUCGGGCGGUACUGUGGUACCAAGAUCCCGCCUGAGAUCCAGUCAUCCUCCGGCCUGCUGUCCCUCUCCUUCCACACGGACAUGGCGGUGGCCAAAGACGGCUUCUCUGCCCGCUACAACAUGACGCGCAAAGAAGUCAGAGACUCGUUUCACUGCAGCAUGGCGCUCGGCAUGGAAUCGGGGAGGAUCAGCGACGACCAGAUCAGCGCCUCCACGAGCUUCUACGAUAACCGCUGGUUGCCGCGACAGGCUCGCCUCAACAACCAUGACAACGCCUGGACGCCCUCCGAGGACAGCAACAAGGAAUACAUCCAGGUUGACCUCCAGUUUCUGAAGGUCCUGGCGGGCAUCGCCACCCAGGGUGCCAUUUCCAAAGAGACACAGAAGUCUUACUAUGUUACCACGUUCAAACUGGAGGUCAGCACCAACGGGGAGGACUGGAUGAUCUAUCGGCAUGGCAAGAACCACAAGGUUUUUCACGCCAAUACGGACCCGGCCGAGGUGGUGCUGAACCGCGUACCGCAGCCUAUUUUGGCACGGUUUGUGCGUAUCCGACCGCAGACUUGGAAGAACGGCAUCGCCCUGCGCUUUGAGCUCUACGGAUGCCAGAUUACAGAUGCGCCGUGCUCCAGCCUGCAGGGCCUGCUGUCCGGCCUGCUUCCCGACACACAGAUCUCCGCCUCCUCCAGCAGGGACGUGGUGUGGAACCCCAGCACGGCGCGCUUGGUGGCCAGUCGCUCCGGCUGGUUUCCCUCCCCUGCACAGCCCCUUGCUGGGGAAGAGUGGCUUCAGGUGGACCUGGGUGUGCCCAAAACAGUGCGUGGAGUCAUCACCCAGGGAGCGAGAGGGGGAGACGCUGGAAGUGGCGCAACGACAGAGAACCGCGCCUUUGUCAGAAAGUACAAAGUCGCUUACAGCCUGAAUGGAAAAGAAUGGAAUUUUGUCAUGGACAGAAAGACCAGCCUGCCCAAGAUUUUCGAGGGGAACACACACUACGACACCCCAGAGCUGCGGCAUUUCGAGGAGACGGUGGCCCAGUACGUCAGACUGUACCCUGAGCGCUGGUCUCCAGCAGGGAUCGGGAUGAGAGCGGAGAUACUGGGCUGUGACCUUCCAGAAAUGACCACACCCGCAGACACAGCCACUCCCACAGUCCCUGCAGGCGCCCAGACCACCACUUUCCCAGCGUCCACAGUCGCCACCGCACCUUCGGCAGACGGCAUGUGUGACUUUGACCACGGCCUGUGCGGGUGGACGCACGACCCGAGCGCCCCCCUCCUCUGGUCCUUGCACAGCGACGAGCUCAACAGUCAUCUAUACAUCGAGGCCAGCCCGAAGACCGAGCAGCAGCCAGCCCGCCUCCUGAGCCCCAUGGUGGCGGCCGACACUGGGCCCAUCUGCCUUCUCUUUUCCUACCAAAUGUGGGGGGAGGCCCAGGGGCACCUGAGGGUCCUGCUGCGGGACGCCCAUAAUGAGGAUACCGUCCUGUGGACCCUGAAAGAUGACCAGGGCCCGGUCUGGAAGGAGGGCCGCACCAUCCUACCUCGCUCGCCGAAAGAAUACCAGGUCGUGAUGGAGGGCUUCUUUGCGCACGGCACCAGAGGACACGUCUGGAUCGACAACAUCCACAUGAGCUCCAGUACGCCGCUGGAGGAGUGUACACAACCCAUCAGCGCCUUCUCUCCGGAUAUGACAGGGGGAGGUAUUCCCGUUCCUCCCUUCCCCAUCCACUGGUAUUACAUAAUGGCCGCCGGGGGCGCCCUCCUCCUCCUGGCGGUGGCCAUCUUGGUCAGGGCGCUGUGUUGCUGCAGACGCCACCUGGCCACCAAGAAGAGCCAGCAGUCAGUGGCGUAUCACAGCUCCUCGCAAUGCUUCCAGUACUCUAACUGGUCCUCCAGUAUGGCCGCCCCUGGGGUGGAGCCAGUCUUGACAGUGAGGCUGGACAGCCGGGACCGACACCGUACCCUGUGCUGAAACGAGGGACCGAGCAGGACGCCCCCACAUGUGAUGUCAGUCGACUGACUUUGGACCCCAAUUACUGGAUGUCGCUUUGUUUCCUUCUUCCAUUGAGGAGUUUGAUAUUGAGGACUGGAUUAUUUAUGCCCAUUGAGAGCUCCCUGGUCCGCCAGAACCCAGACAGGUGGCCUGGGUGUAGCCAGGAAGAGCUGCCCAAAGCACCAGCGAGAACAAGACCCCCCCGAGGACGAAUGUGGCUUUAGAAAUGCUUGGACUUGGGCCUGCUGGGGUGUCGGGAGGGACGGCUGCUCGAUUAUCCUUUCCCAGCCGAGCAUGCGCGCAUACGGGAAAGUGACGCAAUCCAUCACACUUCAACUCCUGCAUUACUAGACGAGAUAAGCAGAUUGCUUGAUGGACGUCCUCGUCUUCAGUUUUUCUUAUCCUCUGUCGUAAUAAAGCAUUCGCGCCGCCCACUCGCGUUCUUCUGCCAGCAUCUUAAGAGUUGGCCUGAUGAAAGCCCCGGUGUUUCCACCAGGAAUGUGUGCUGCCUUGUAAAAAAAAAAAAAAAAAGACGCAGCUGUCUACCUUCAUCCUUUCUUCCUUGAUGCUCGCGCCCACAAAUCUUACAGCGCCAUUAAAUCCACAGCGGCUCUGUAAUGUUGUUUACGGUGGUACCUCGGGAUACUUCUUUAAAGGGGAACUGCACUUUUUUUUGAGAACUUUGCCUAUCAUUCACAAUCAUUAUGUAAGACAAGAACACAUUUGUUGUUCUUCUUUUAUGCAUUCUAAAUACUAAAUAAAUGCGAUCAAAAGUCAGCUUACGAUUACCGUAUUUUUCGGACUAUAAGUCGCAGUUUUUUUCAUAGUUUGGCCGGGGGUUGCGACUUAUACUCAGGAGCGACUUAUGUGUGAAAUUAUUAACACAUUACCGUAAAAUAUCAAAUAAUAUUAUUUAGCUCAUUCACGUAAGAGACUAGACGUAUAAGAUUUCAUGGGAUUUAGCGAUUAAGAGUGACAGAUUGUUUGGUAAACGUAUAGCAUGUUCUAUAUGUUAUAGUUAUUUGAAUGACUCUUACCAUAAUAUGUUACGUUAACAUACCGCACGUUCUCAGUUGGUUAUUUAUGCGUCAUAUAACAUACACUUAUUCAGCCUGUUGUUCACUAUUCUUUAUUUAUUUUAAAUUGCCUUUCAAAUGUCUAUUCUUGGUGUUGGGUUUUAUCAAACAAAUUUCCCAAAAAAAUGCGACUUGUACUCCAGUGCGACUUACCGGUAUAUAUGUUUUUUUCCUUCUUUAUUGUGCAUUUUCGGCCGGUGCGACUUAUACUCCGGAGCGACUUAUACUCCGAAAAAUAUGGUACUAUUCUGUCCGAGUCAUACCACAGACUAUAAAAAUGGGUCCCACUACCUCCCUGCUUGACACUCAGCACCAAGGUUUGGUAUUGGGGGUUAAAUCACCAAAAAUGAUUCCCGGGCGUGGCCACCACUGCUGCUCACUGCUCCCCUCACAUCCCAGGGGGGGAUCAAGGGUGAUGGGUCAAAUGCAAAGAAUAAUUUCGCCACACCUAGUGUGUGUGUGACAAUCACGGGUACUUUAACAUUAACUAUAAAUCCCUUAAAAAACAUCCAAACACCACCAUUAAGGUUUUAUAUACAUGAUGUAAGUAUAUAUGUAAUGUAGUAACAGGCACAUUUUUAAUAACAUUUAAUAUUUACGUAUUUUGAUCAUUUUAAGCAUUCAUUUCAAAAACGCAUCACCACAUGCACACUGAUUAAAACUCACUGCAGACUUCAUAAUAAAACAUCACUUACUGUACAAUGUCUGCUGUCGUUAGUAUGCCCACUGCUAGGAUGUUCAUAUGUUCCCAUUUAGAUGAAAAAAGGCUCACAAUACUCGUGAAGAAAAGGGGGGUGGAGCCAAGCGUCUUUUCGUGUCGUUCUAAAGUGUACCGACUUGUCGGAAUUAGGGUUGUAUGGUAUACGGUUAGUAUAGUACCGCGAUACUAAUGAAUCAUAUUUGGUAUUAUACUGCCUCUAAAAAGUACCGGUCCGGAUUGAUACCCAAAUUUGUGGUAUCAUCCAAAACUAAUGUAAAGUAUCAAACAACAGAAAAAUAAGUGAUUAUUACAUUUUAACAGAAGUGUAGAUAGAACAUGUUGAAAGAGAAAGUUAGCAGAUAUUAACAGUAAUUGAACAAGUAGAUUAAUAAUUCAUUCUCUACCACUUGUCCUUAAUAAUUUUGACAAAAUAAUAGAAUGGAAAAUGACACAAUAUGUUACUGCAUGAAGCAGCUAAAUUAGGAGCCUUUGUUUGCUUACUUACUACUAAAAGACAAGUUGUCUUUUAUGUUUAGUAUUUUAUUUAAGGACAAAGGUGCAAUAAGAAACAUUUUUAAUGUAUGGUAAGAUUUUUUGUUAAAAUAAAGCCAAUAAUGCAAUUUUUUGUGGUCCCUUUUAUUUAGAAAAGUACCGAAAAAUAUCGAAAUAAUUUUGGUACCGGUACCAAAAUAUUGGUAUCGGGACAACACUAAUCGGAAUACCUUCUCAUCCUUCUACUAUCCUGGUGAGAGGCAUUAUUUAUGAUUUAGAAUAAACUUCCACGAGCCCAGCCGAUGAUGUCAACAUUGGCACACAGGGUAGUGAUCACGGCGCCGCUAUAAAUAGUUUGUCUGCGUUAGCCCUUAUAAUAACAUUAUCACUAAUACUUGGUUAAUAUUCAAGUCACGGAAUGUAAAUGAAAGUAUUGUUGGCGCUUUUUGGAUGUUUUUUAUUGGGUUUUAUGGGCGGAAUAGAGGACCUCCCGUUGUCUCCGUUGUACGCGGACUUAUUUAGAAUGCAAAAAAUAUAUAUACAUCCGUCGUCAUGUUUCUCAUAAUCAUUUUGAAUGACUGGCAAAAUUCCUAAAAAAGUGCAGUUUCCCUUCAAAUGGUUCUGUGACGCAGCUCGUACCUCGAAAAGCCUGUUUUGUGAAGCAGCGUUGCCCAUUGAAAUGAGUUCAAGUCAAAUUAACAAGUGCUUGGCCCCUCCAAAACACCACAUUUUUAUCGUUGCCAAACAACAGUAACAAUAGAGUAGAAUGUAUUUUUCCGACCAUAAGGCGCAUUAAAGGGGUCAUAGCAUGAUUUUUUUUUUUUGGUCUACAUAACAUGUAAUGGUGGUUCUUUGGUCAAAAUGUUGCAUAGAUUAUGUUUUACAGACCUCCUUCAAGCUGCUUUCUGACCGUCUCUUCAGGAUGCGCCGUUUUGUGCUGACAUAGUUUCAACACGUUCGCUGCUAUUUUUUCUAUUCGGAAUCCUGCACAAACAUGCAAAAAAAUCCUUGUUUAUUUCAACUGUUUUCCCUAAAACACACAUUGAGGCUAUAAACAUGAUUAAUCGAACAAACUAGACUAUCGUAUUUUCCGUAUAUAGAGCGCGCCGGGAUAUAAGCAACACAAAAUGUUAGAAUAAACCUUUUUUUUCCAUAUAUUAGCCACACCGGACUAUAAGCCGCAAAUGGAUACGCUGUGAAAUGAGUUUUUUACAUAUAAAUGUUUUGUAAAUGUUUAUUGACACACCUUAAUUGUUUCCAAACGGCGUCUGUAACACAGCAGGAAAACGGCGUAUCAAACAAAACAGAAGCCAUUGUAGCAUCUUAGCUGUGGAAGCUAGCUCUCCAAUCAGCUAAACAGACUCAAUAACUCCACUGUGACGUUUUGGGGAAUUUACUGAGGAGUUUGUGAAACUGAAACAAUACAAAAAGAAUGCCAUUGUAAGUUAAUACUAACACAGACACUCGUAGACAAGUCAGCCAAUGCUAAUGACGCUAGCUUCAUUACAUUACGAUAGCGCGCAUGAAAACACCCCUACGGACAUCACACAUGGGAUGGUUUCGUAGGUAAGAAUUGUUUUAGUUAAACUGACAAACAUUGCUUGGAGUGAUUAACAAAGAAUCCUUCGAGCAGAACCGCUAUGGACGGCUUUACUUUCGGUUUGAGGCAAAACAGGAAGUACAUUUUCGACUUGCAUCACCUGCAGUUAGCGAACUCAUCCAAAGGAUGGCGCCAUAGCACAAAUAAUAAUAACACGAUAACACACCUUUUCAGUCCUCUGCGUGGGUUUAAUGAAAACUAUUGAACGCAAAUCACUACGGAAAUUAGGGGGGGGAAUCCAUGAAUUAGCCGCACCAUUUUAUAAACCAGAGGGUUCAAAGUGUAGGAAAAAGUAGCGGCUUAUAGUCCAGAAUUUACGGUACUCGAUUACUACUAUAUUUGACAGCUACAGCCCGUGUUCGCUGUGACAUUUGCCAUGACAACUAAUGGCGGGGAGGCUCAAAACCCAAAUAUUUGCUGGCAAUCUAAAGCAUAACAGGAAAAACUCAUUAGUCGAGGUACCAAUGUAAUUGCGACUCAAAACCGUAAGGCGAGCCAAGCAGGCACAAGACAUUGAAACAAGGUUGAGAACUUGUUGAAUUAGGUCCUGACGUUGAGUAACUCAAACAUAACGUUGAAACAACAUGCUGUUUGACAACGUUUAUUCAAUGUUGGGUUCUGACGUUGAUUUGACCAUUGAAUUUUGGUCAUUUCUCAACCAAUAUUCUACAACACAAAUACAAGGUUGAAACAACAUGCUUCAAUGUCAGGUUGUGACCUUGAUUUGACCAUUGAAAUUUGAUCAUUUCCCAACCAAUAACAUGGAUCCAACGUUGUCAGGUUCAAACAUCGAUGACAUCUAUUAAAACAGACAAGAAGCAAGGAAAUAAACAGAGACAGGAUUCAAUUUUGCUCAAUUUGAGGAGAGACGCGGCGACUGUACUCCCUGUACAGUCUACCACCACGCUCUGGCGAAAGAUUGUACGCCACCUCUUUUUAUUUGGACUUUCCCUGUUUACAUAACAACAGCUGUUUCUAAAGGAAUGGGGGGUAUGUAAACAGCCAUUGUCACAUUAACACAAAACAAAAAGAUGCCUCGGGCUUGGACUGGUCCUGGAUCGAGCUUAGGCAGGUCUUGGAUCACAAUAGAUAACCCCUCCCGUCUCCUCCCAUCGUACACAGCGGAAUUUUCCAAGCCUUUGGCUUGGUGCAACAAAGACAGCUUUCGUCUGUUCACUGGGAACUCAGAGAACGGAAAGUUUUUUGAUAAUUUACAUACAAUUUUUCUGACAAACGUUGUCUCAAUUUACAAAUACAACUAUUUUGCAACGUUGUUUCAAAGUCACUUUUAAAGGAUUUGUGUGUAUAAUUAAUGUUGUAUCAACGUCUUGUGCCUGCUGGGAGGGACUCAUAUCGAAACCAAAAGUAACAAAAAGUUACUUCCUAAUAAUUAUUCAGGUUUUAAACAAGAAAAUUAUAAUUUCUUUACAAAUUGCUGGGCGAUGAUGUCACCAGCAGACAUCAGAGUUAAAAAGUAUCGACAUAAUAAUAACAGGUGGUCUUGCACAGGAUGAAAAGCUCGCUUCCCAGCAUUCUCGCAACAAAAUUAAGACAAGCUUUCUUUUGUCUCCACACGGUCACCUUCUCGCCAGCCACUCGGCAGGACGCACUCCGCCACGUUUCCUGGCCGCGCUCGGCUCUCACUCCGAGUGGUUUUGGCAGAUGGUGUGCUUUUUUUUCAAAUCCACGUGACACCUGGGGCCACGCCGUUGUGCCGCCAGCCUUCCAAUACUUUUUAAUUAGUUAAUGGACAGAUAACAUUUAUUAAGGCUGCGGUAAGCACUUUCCCCCCUCACAUCCAAGCGCGCCGCCACACCAUCCCGCAGCCUGCCAAGUUCAGUUUCCCGGGAAACUGCGGUAAUAACGCCGUUGGCCAUAGCAGCCAUUCCGAUUGAGACGUGUGCCUUGCCAAGCAGUUACUCUCAUUGCUGCACGCCUGCCAACCACACACACACACACACACACACACUUUCACAAAAAGUCUUUACUUACCUAAUACACUGCUCUUAAACGUAAUAGUGUGGAUUAUUUUCAAAGGAGGCUUUAUUAUCCAAUGACACGUUUGCAUCUUUAACCACUCCGAAUGAAGUCUUAUAAAGUCACUAUGCUACAUGAUGACUGUGUGUUUGACAGCAAUGUAUCAUAAUGAUAUUUCUCUAAUUAAUAAAGUCAUAUUUUUCUACAAUCCCAUGAGCUGCUCGUGUUUGCAUGCGUCGUUGUGCUGUGCAAUGCUAUUAUUGUAUGUAUUUACACUAUACCUGUCCACUCUAUAGGUGCUUUCAACUCUAAAUCUGAUAAUACACAUAUUGCACUACCUAAAAUAUAACAGGAAACAGUAGUGAUUUUUUUAUGCUAAUAGGCUAAAAGCAUGUUGACAUGGAACACAUUACAGUCAUUCGAAAAAACAUUGUAUUUUUUAAAUAAAUAAUAUGAAAAAUAUAGUUGAGGUUUCUGUGGUUUAUCCGUUAUACAGUGCUCAGUACCGGGGUAGAGCGGAAUAUA
Messenger RNA from Entelurus aequoreus (snake pipefish), 9496 nucleotides. RefSeq names its product neuropilin 2a (gene nrp2a). Gene Ontology annotation, cellular component: membrane. Gene Ontology annotation, molecular function: semaphorin receptor activity; vascular endothelial growth factor receptor activity. Gene Ontology annotation, biological process: axon guidance; vascular endothelial growth factor signaling pathway; angiogenesis. The transcript is spliced from 17 exons. Lineage: Eukaryota; Metazoa; Chordata; Actinopteri; Syngnathiformes; Syngnathidae. Bases 454 to 3105 code for a protein of 883 amino acids. The record is from RefSeq and is a predicted model, not a curated record.